UUAUUUUAUUAAAUGUCUAAUUCAAAUUUCCAAAAAAUCAGCUGGCUUUUUAAAUAAACGAAAUCACCAAGCAAGUUAUAAUUGCCAAGAGUCAGAUAAAUAAAAAUGGGAAGGAUUUUUUUGGGACACAUUGGUGGAACCCGUCUUUUCUCAUGUGCUAGUUGUGAUACAAUUUUGACAAAUAGAUCUGAAUUAAUAUCCACACGAUUUACUGGUGCAACUGGAAGAGCUUUUUUAUUUAAUAAGACCGUGAAUCUAAAUUACAGCGACGUGCAGGACAGGGUAAUGUUAACGGGCCGUCAUAUCGUGCGUGAUGUAACUUGCAAAAAUUGCGAAGCCAAAGUGGGCUGGAUGUACGAGUUUGCUACGGAAGAGAAUCAACGGUACAAGGAAGGCAAGGUCAUAUUAGAGAGAGCCCUCAUAACGGAAAGUGAAGGUUUUGAAGAGACGCCCACCCCCGUCACCAGAUCUCAAACCCAUAAUAUUAACAAUCAUAAUAAUAGUAUCUACGUUAAUUCUGGCGACAAUAACGAAAAUACCGAUAGUAUUAGGGGUGCUAUAGCGACUACAACAGAAAAUUCUAGCAAUAGCGGAAGUAUUCGAAGAAAUACUCAAGCUAUUGUCGAGCCAAUUCCUCCUCCCGUUAUAACUACCGUUAGCGGAUCUACUAGUACGGGUACCGGAGGCAGGCUAUAUAUUGGUGGUCCGGUUUCAGCUCUUUUCCGACCUUCCCCACUUUUGACCACUCUUGGGCGCACUGGUAUGCUGAUACCUCGUGAGAUAUUCAAUUAUUAUGGUAUUUCUCCCUUUUAUGACGAUUUCGACGAGUCCACAACCAAUAGAAGCGUAUCAUCUACCAAUCUAACGGUCAAUAUAAGCGAUUCUAAUCGAAUUAUUACUGGGUCCGGGUCGAAUAAUUUUAAUAUCACAGGUAGAGAAAGGGAUAUUUCUAGCAAUAACAAUACAUCUUCGAGCAGACGGGGCAUCGCAACACCCUUGGUUAUUCAGAAUCCUAGACGAUGUAACCCUAUCAACCAACAGAAUCGAUACAUUAGGUCUCCAGCUAUCGUAUCUACCACAACGACCUGCAGUAGUGCCAGAAAUCAUCUUUCCUCAGCGGGGUCUACUCGGUUUAACACAGCAGAUACUACCACGCGACAACUUGUUCAAGUUACUGCGCGUACCUUUAGUCAUCCCGUUUCUCUAUUUCCUCCCAGUGCCACUUGCAACAUGUUUAAUCCCAACGACGAUAAUAACGGUAAUAGCAAUAAUAAUAAUUUAGCCACUAGAAUAACUCUUUCCUUGUUAGCAGAUACUUCAUCAGGUUCAGGAGCUAUUAAUAAUUCGAUUAUAGGGAAUCUUAACGAGCCUACUACCACCAUUCUACAAAACCUUCCCUAUCCUCGUAUUGAUUAUCCUAGCCGACUGGCCAAUAUUAAUUAUAAUCCUAAUCAUCACCACCGUCACAUUUAUCUUAGUCAUCCUAGGGGACCCCAUAUUCACGCCUAUCAUCAUAGUUGCCAUCCUAUUCAACCUCAUCACAAUAUCUCUAAUCAUCAUCACGAUACAGUACACGCCCAUCACUGCCUUCAUUCUCACAAUCACCCCUACCGACCAGUUCAUUUUCAACGCUCCCAUAUUAUCAAUAGCAAUACCGAAGAGGAAAAUAUUGACCCAAACUCUAGCGAGGAAAGAAAUUUCGAGGCAAAUAUAGAUUGCGAAAAUGACACCGUCAGCAACAUUGAAAAUAUUACCUUUGACAUUGACGAAAGAAAUGUUAUUGACACAGGGACUGAUAUCGCGAGAAAUGAUAAUAGCCUAGACAACAGCGGAGAGAGUAACAUAAUGGUAAUGGACGAUUUGAUUGACCUUGGAGGAGACAGUAGUAGUAACAACGAAGAUAAAUAAAAAAAACUAUCCUUAAUAAUUUGGAUUUCGUUUUAUAUCCAUAAUUUGAAUACAAAUUUUAAAAGUAUUUUGUUGAAAAAUUUGUUAAGAUACGAUUUGUAUCACCAUGAUGGCUCUUGUAAUUUAACGAGACCAUAAAAUAAACAAAGUCAAGAUUAUGUUUUAUCAUUCACUUUGAAAUACAAUAAACACUAUGAUUAUCUUAACAUUAUUUUUUUUAAAAAGAUAUAAUAAAAUUGCAAAUUUUUUUUGAAAGUUUUAAAUUAAAAUUUGUUAGACAAUAGCAGUUUUGGUAUAUAAUAAUAUAAAUAAAACACAGUGAGUGAUGGCUUGAUAUUUAGAAAAAGUCUAAUAUAAAUUUAUUAUUGAGUAAUUAUAUUAUGAUUUUUUAUACACAUAUUUAAGUUUUAAAAAUAGAAAUCUAUCGUUUAUUAUUUAUUUAUAUAAUUUAUUUAACUACUUUUAUCGAUGAAUUUUUUAACAUAUCGAAUUAAUC
Gordionus sp. m RMFG-2023 is the source of this 2404-nucleotide messenger RNA. RefSeq names its product GATA zinc finger domain-containing protein 14-like. Gene Ontology annotation, cellular component: ubiquitin ligase complex. NCBI's taxonomy places the organism in Eukaryota, Metazoa, Nematomorpha, Gordioida, Chordodea, Parachordodidae. Bases 106 to 1908 code for a protein of 600 amino acids. The transcript has 6 exons. The record is from RefSeq and is a predicted model, not a curated record.